GAGCAUGACACUCCUAUAGUCCUAGUCUUAUGGCCACUGCUGCUAUUCUCGAAUUCUAAUCCCGAGUCAAGUGGUAGCAUUGGUCGAAAGUGCUGCAAAGCUACUUUGCAGCAAUCUCGACCAGCCUCCUUCACAUAACUCGGGAUAGAACUUUUUUGUUCUUAUAGAGUAAGAUUGUUUAUAGAUUGAUUUGGUUCGGAUAUCUAAUACUAUUCAUAUGCUUAAAGACUGUUUUUUUGAACCAAAUUAGUAUUGUAAUUUUGUAAAGCUUUAGAAUUAAACUAGACUGAUUAAAUAAUUUGAAUCAAAUCAAACCAAUCGACUACAAAUUUGGUUGGUUUGGUUAGAAUUAAUUUAGUUGGGUUAAUAGCCACAAAUUAUAUGUCAUCACUCAUGAGUGCCAUCUUAUGUCUUAUGUUAGUAAAAAAACACCAAACAGGCAAAUAUUCUAUUCAAUUAUGAGGAAAGUGACACUCAUACUUUUUCAAUCAUUCAAUGAUUUCAAAUGAAAGAAGAAAAGAUUACUAAACUAGAGAGCUAAGCAACAUAGAAAAUUUGAGAAAAAUUAUUAAAAAAAAAGUGACUUCACUUCAAAAUUCAAUAUCAUUACUGUGUGUGUGUGUGUGUGCUUCUUCCUUCUUCUAGGGCUUACAAAUUGUACAAUAAGAAAAAGACAAAUCUGAUGGAAAAAGGGUUAGACAUGAAAUUCUCUUAAAGGAGAGUAUAUUCCACUACUGUACUACUCCACUCUCUCUUUUAUCAAAUUUGUUUAUUGUUGGGUUGGAAAUGGCAAAAGAAGGAGGCUUUUUCAUAAUGCAAUUACAGAUACACUCUGUAUUCAUUCCCAAGCUAAAGCCAAAGUUUUUAUUCAAUCUUAAACACAAAAAGAUUGAAUCUUUUUGCUCCACCUCCACUCUAAUCCUAAAUUCCUACAAACCCAAUAAACCUCAACUCGUUUGGCCCUCUCCCACAGAUGAGAUUCCAUUUUGGAACAAGGAGUUUCCUUGUUCUGAUCACAUGGGUGUUGAUGAAUAUGAUGCUGAUGCUGAUGCUGAUGCUGAUGUGGUUAGCAACCAUGAUCAUCAUCAGCUCAUGCACAUCACUCAUGUCACAGCUGAAAUGGCACCCAUAGCUAAAGUGGGUGGUCUUGGUGAUGUUGUCACUGGACUUGCUCGUGCCUCUUUAUCUUGUGGCCACACCGUUGAUAUAAUGCUCCCUUUUUAUGAGUGUAUCCCAAGGCAUCAAAUCACUGACUUGGCUUUAAUCACCACCUUUAACUCAUACCAUGAUGGAGUUUGGAUCCCAACUGAAGCCUAUAAAGGAUUGGUUUCUUCUAUCCCUGUUAUUUUCAUUCAACCCUCAAACCAUUUCUUUAAGGGGAAACAUGUGUAUGGUGGCUCUUAUAAUGAGCUUGAUGCUUAUGUCUUCUUUAGCCGUGCUUGUCUUGAAUGGAUGCAGGUAACUGGAACCCAACCAGAUAUUAUUCAUGUUCAUGAGUGGCAGACAUCAGUUUUGCCUUUGCUUUAUUGGGAUAUGUAUCAUAAUCUUUCUCUAAAGAAACCAAGAAUAGUCCUAUCAAUCCAUAACAUGGAGCAUUUUGGAGAGUGUAGUGAACAACAACUUAGCAAGUCUGGUCUUGAUGGUUCUCUAUAUGCAACUAUUGACAAGGCAGUUGAUGAACGAACUAUUGGCCAUAAUCCCGAAAGAUUGAGCUUAUUGAAAGGUGGAAUCGUCUACAGCAAUGCAGUUGUCACAGUCUCCCCAACAUAUCUUAAAGAAACCAUGUGUUCAGGAUGGCUUUCAAGCACUUUAGUGAGCAAUCGACAUAAGUACUUCGGUAUAUUAAAUGGGAUCGACACAGCGAUAUGGAACCCUGCGUUGGAUAUUUUCUUGCCUGCAAAAUUCCAUGCUGAGAAUCUUGAGGGGAAAAAGUUAUGCAAGUACUUUGUCCAGAGAGGCCUUGGUUUGGCCUCUAGUGAUAGUGCAUUGGAUAUGCAAACCAAGGUGCCAUUGGUUGUUUGUAUUACACGACUCGUCGCUCAGAAGGGUCUUCAUUUAAUUAUUCACGCAAUGAAGCGUGUUGAACAACUUGGUGGACAAAUGAUUAUACUGGGAAAAGCUCCAGAUGGUAACAUUCAAAGAGAAUUUGAAGGACUUGCCAAUUUGGUAACAGAUUUCAUCUUCCUCUCUUUUGGUAACAGAUUUAUUCUUGCGAAUUUGCAUAAUGAAGGUCCUAGCAUUCGAAUCUUAUUGAUGUAUAGUGAGGAGCUGUCUCAUAUGCUUUAUGCUGCAGCAGACAUGGUGUUUGUUCCUUCCAUGUAUGAACCAUGUGGACUUGCACAAAUGAUUGGCAUGCGUUAUGGGGCGGUUCCUGUGGUUAGAAAGACUGGUGGUCUUGCAGAUACAGUCUUCGACAUGGACGAUCCGCAAAACCAAGAGAAAGCCAAUGGGUUUGUUUUCGAGGGAAUCGACGAAACAUCUCUAGACGGGGCACUCGAUCGCGCAUUUUCCUACUUUAAAGACAAUCCUAAUAAAUGGAACAACAUAGUGAAGAAGAUUAUGGAAAUUGACAAUAGUUGGAACAACACAGCUGGGAAAUAUAUUGAGCUGUAUAGCUCAAUCAAAGCAAAUGUUAACUAAUACUAAAAACACAACAAAGGCCUUCAAUUUCAACUCUCAUUUUGGCUAUACUUUCUCAGAAUAUGAUCAUCAUCUUGGUCAUUUAGAGUAUGGUACCUGCAAAAAUGUAUUAGGCUAUUGUGUACAUAUAAUAAUAAUAAUAAUAAUAACAAGAUUUUGAAAUUUCUUUAGACA
This is a messenger RNA of Cannabis sativa, 2814 nucleotides long. RefSeq lists its product as uncharacterized. Bases 787 to 2640 code for a protein of 617 amino acids. NCBI's taxonomy places the organism in Eukaryota, Viridiplantae, Streptophyta, Magnoliopsida, Rosales, Cannabaceae. The transcript is spliced from 14 exons. The record is from RefSeq and is a predicted model, not a curated record. Gene Ontology annotation, molecular function: alpha-1,4-glucan glucosyltransferase (UDP-glucose donor) activity.